Molecule: messenger RNA, 785 nt
Organism: Cynara cardunculus var. scolymus (artichoke)
Lineage: Eukaryota; Viridiplantae; Streptophyta; Magnoliopsida; Asterales; Asteraceae
Product: histidine-containing phosphotransfer protein 4-like
Exons: 5
Coding region: 23-499 (158 amino acids)
Biological process (GO): cytokinin-activated signaling pathway; phosphorelay signal transduction system; phosphorylation
Cellular component (GO): cytoplasm; nucleus
Molecular function (GO): protein histidine kinase binding; histidine phosphotransfer kinase activity
Source: RefSeq, a predicted model, not a curated record
UUCACAUCUUUACAAAACAUUCAUGGACCAAAAUCACAUGAAGAAGCAGAUUAACUCCGCCAGAAAUUCCCUCUUUCAACAGGGUUAUUUGGAUGAACAAUUCAUCCAACUUGAGGAUUUGCAAGAUGAUGCAAACCCUAAUUUUGUGGAAGAAAUCGUCACAUUGUUCUACUCCGAUUCAACAAGACUAAUUCGCAAUAUAGAGACCGCAUUGGAUAAUUACCCUCUGGAUUUUUGCAAGCUCGAUGAUUAUAUGCAUCAAUUCAAGGGUAGUAGCUCAAGCAUCGGCGCUAAAAAGGUGAAGGAUGAGUGCUCUCAGUUUCAAGAAUGUUGCAAAGCUAGGAAUACCGAAGGAUGCAUCGGGAUAUUUCGACAAGUGAAGCACGAGCACGCCACUCUAAAGCGAAAGCUUGAAACGUAUUUUCAGGUUUCUCCUUCAAACUCACUUGAAAACAGACAUACUUUACAAAGAAACACACAGUUGUGUGCAGCUGAUUGAGUUUGUUCAGACGAUUGAUGCUUAUUCACGAUAAUCACAUAAUUUUUAAGUUCAAGCAAACACUUUCUGAGCUCUAGUGAUUACAAAUGUAUAUGUAUAUUAUCUAUAGGUAGGGGGAGGAUCAAGCAGGAAUAGGUUCAAAAUGAGAAACACGAAAUCGGUCAAAAAUCACACGUGAUUUUGCAUAUAUCAUUACGGAUCACGGUCAGUGCAAGAGUGAGCAGAUGACUUGUCCGUGACCUGGUGAAUCACAUAUGAUUUACAGAUGAUUUUAGUGUAAAAUCAC